Molecule: messenger RNA, 780 nt
Organism: Ceutorhynchus assimilis (cabbage seed weevil)
Lineage: Eukaryota; Metazoa; Arthropoda; Insecta; Coleoptera; Curculionidae
Source: the annotation of a GenBank genome assembly
AUGAAUAUCUUCCGGAUUGGUGCCGAUUCGAUCCAUCUCUUGGGGAUGAUCACCAUUGUUUAUGAUAUAAUACAUAAACGGAAUUGUACUGGUAUAUCCGGAAUCACCCAAAUCCUCUAUGCACAGGUGUUUAUGAGUCGUUACACAGAUUUGCUACUCUACUAUGUAUCAAUUUACAAUACAUUUAUGAAGAUCACUUAUAUCCUCAUGACUUUUAUUGCCAUAAUCCUGAUUUUUGUGGUAUUCAGAAAGUCAUAUGAUAGGAAAAAUGAUAGUAUUUUUCAUUUACUAUGGACAUUUCCUGCAGCCUUAUUGGCGUUUAAAUAUAACUCUAUAAGUAUCUCGGAUGUCCGUUCGUAUGAUGAUUUAUCUUAUUAUACUGAGAUCCUAUGGUCUUCCAGCAUCUACCUAGAAGUGGUGGCGAUAGUACCUCAAUACGUCAUGUUUAGAAAAACCAAAAAUGCCAGAUGCCUUUACUAUGUAGCUAUGCUCUGUACCUACAGAUCGCUUUACAUAGCAAAUUGGAUCGUUCGCUAUUUUGAAGAAAACCGUUACAGUUCAAUAGCGACAGUCUCUGGAGUUAUUCAAGCAAUAAUAUUGAUCAUUGUUAUAAUUGAUAUUGAACUAAAUAAGGAAAAACCUAAUCCGGGUAAAUGGCGAGAAAUUCAGGACGUGUUCACUGUUGAAGCUGCCAAGCUUGCUCAACCAACGAAAGUGAAGAUUCAAUAUCCAAAUAAUGAACAAUUUGGUGGACAAGAGAAUCAAGGGUUGAUUUAUUAA